Messenger RNA from Sphaerodactylus townsendi, 2488 nucleotides. Its product is annotated as acyl-CoA (8-3)-desaturase-like. Gene Ontology annotation, biological process: lipid metabolic process. Bases 114 to 1475 code for a protein of 453 amino acids. The record is from RefSeq and is a predicted model, not a curated record. The transcript has 12 exons. Gene Ontology annotation, cellular component: membrane. Lineage: Eukaryota; Metazoa; Chordata; Lepidosauria; Squamata; Sphaerodactylidae. Gene Ontology annotation, molecular function: oxidoreductase activity, acting on paired donors, with oxidation of a pair of donors resulting in the reduction of molecular oxygen to two molecules of water.
CAGGAGCACCUGUUCCCUCACUUGUGGCGCGGCAAUCAAGGCUGCUUCGGCCAGUUAUUUUCUGAGAGAAACGUCGUCGUGGGGUCGUAGCUUGCGAGGUCUGGUGGGCGCGAAUGGCUCCUCCGCAGAUGACCGGCGAGACCGGCGUGAAGACGGAGGAGGGCGGCGGGACCUGCUCCCGCCGCUUCUUCACUUGGGAAGAGGUCGGGCUGCGCACGGGUCGCAUCCAGCCUUACAACGAGCACUGGCUGGUGAUCGAUAGGAAGGUCUACGAUGUCAGCCGCUUCCACCGGCGGCACCCGGGAGGCUCCCGGGUCAUGAGGCACUACGCCGGGCAGGACGCCACGGAUGCAUUCAUGGCAUUCCACCUUGAUAAAGGGCAAGUGAGCAAGUACUUGAAGCCAUUGCUGAUUGGGGAGCUGGCACCAGAUCAACCUAACUCUGAACCCAGCAAAAAUCAACUGAUAAUAGAGGACUUCCGGAAGCUGCGAUCCACCGUGGAGAAAAUGGGACUCCUGAAACCCAACCGUCUCUUCUUCUUUCUGAUAUUCCUUCAUAUUGUGCUACUGGAUGUUGGUGCCUGGUUGACCAUCUGGUAUUUUGGAUCAUCUUUAGCGCCAUUCCUCAUAGGUGUUGCAUUAUUUACGACUGCUCAGAGCCAAAUGUCCUGGUUCCAGCAUGACUUAGGACACCUUUCUGUCUUCAGCAACUCAAAAUGGAAUCAUCUGGUACACACAGUCCUAAUGGGCCUGGUGAAAGGAAUGCCAGCCAGAUGGUGGAAUAACCUGCAUUUCCAGCACCAUGCCAAACCCAAUUGCUUUCGUAAAGAUCCUGAUCUUAACAUGCACCCCGUUGUGUUUGCAUUGGGGAAGAAACUGUCGGCAGAGCUUGGGAUGAAGAAAAAGAAGUUCAUGCCUUACAACCAUCAACACAAGUACUUCUUCAUUACAGGUCCAGGUUUGCUGCUUCCCUUCUUCCAGUUCUCUGUAUUCUACUUCUCAAUCAAGCGAAAAGAAUGGCUGGAGUUAGCAUUGAUUGUGAUCUAUAACAUCAGAGUUUGUCUAAUCUACAUACCCCUCAUGGGAUUUAAAUAUUUUAUGGCAUACUACUGGCUGUCCAGGUUUCUUGAGACCAGUUGGUUUACUUGGGUUUCACAAAUGAACCAUAUCCCAAUGCAAAUUGAUUAUGAUAAAAAUGCAGAGUGGUUGGCCAUGCAGCUCCAAGCAACCUGCAAUGUGGAUCAAUCCUUUUUCAAUGACUGGUUUACUGGCCAUUUGAACUUCCAGAUUGAACACCACCUUUUCCCCACAAUGCCUCGACACAACUUCUGGAAAGUGGCUCCCCUGGUGAAAUCCCUCUGUGCCAAGCAUAAUGUUGCCUACCAAUGCAAGCCACUGCUAACUGCCUUUGGGGACAUUUUGCAUUCUCUGAAGGAUUCAGGAGAAGCCUGGUAUGAUGCAUAUAUGCAUACAUGAGAAGUUCCUCAAGAGUAUCUGACAGAUGGAAGGCGGUUAAUAUGUUGAAGAAUUUGGGGUCUUGUGGGUGAGCUAGGCAGAUGUUAGUGAAUUUGAGGCAUUCUCAAGAUCUUUUUCUCUGUUCUGCACAAUAUUUCCUUUUGUGCAAGUUCUGUUUGUGUUGCAGAUAGGGUUAAUCUAAGUGUAAGGAAGGCACGAGAAAGGAGGCACUUCUGUUGUGCUUUGUUCAUGAGGUAUCUCACUUGUUCGUGUAAGACCGAAUUGUAAAGAGAACCUGUUCAUGCAAUUUCAGUCUUAUUAGGAAAGAAACUGCAUGCUUUCUGUUUCAGUGUGGAAGCUUCAGUUUGUAUACUGUUUGAAGUGCACAUGAAAGGUGAGGAGUAUCCAGUGGCGUAUCUGCCUGGGGACAUGGGGUCACCCAUGUCCCCAGGUGCACACUUUUUGGUCACGUGGGUGCUCCCCCUGCAUGACUAAACGGUGUGCACCACAACCACCAAGCCCGCCCCUUCCAGCCUCCAAAGUCGGACCUUUUUGAAAUCACAGAGGUGAAGGAGAGUGGGGCCUAACCCCCAACCUCCAUGCAGGCCAGGGGGUGGGGCUGGGGUAGCACCCCACACACCCCUCCAUGCAUGCAAGCUGGAGCCCCCUGCCCCUGAGCCUCACUUCCAUGCAGACAAGCCAGAGCUUUUAAAAGCCAGCUGACACGGCAGGGGGGGGGUGUGUGUGUGUGUGCCCGGAGAAGGAAUUGUCUCCAGGUGCCAUUUCCUACCCAUAUGCCUCUGGCAGUAUCCUCUCAUUCCUCCAUCACAGAAGUGCCAACUGCCACUCACAAUGUGUGAUCUGAUUGACUCUCAUUCACUGAUAAGUUGUGACAGCAGGAUGGGAAAGUAUUGUGUUUAUAUUGUUUCCAUACAUGUUUGAAACAAUUGAUCUUCAGCAAAGCCUUCUUAGGUUGUAUACCAUCUUGUGUACAUAUUUUUAUUUAUUUUGUUAAUAAGUUCCAUAAACUUCCU